Messenger RNA from Mercenaria mercenaria, 3051 nucleotides. RefSeq names its product fibrillin-1-like. The transcript is spliced from 22 exons. Gene Ontology annotation, molecular function: calcium ion binding. The annotation marks the transcript as partial. The record is from RefSeq and is a predicted model, not a curated record. NCBI's taxonomy places the organism in Eukaryota, Metazoa, Mollusca, Bivalvia, Venerida, Veneridae.
CUUGAAGAAGCAUUUAAAGGAUCGAACGGAGUUACAGGAAUACCGGGCUUUAAGAGUGUCGAAGUUAUCAGAAUCAUAUUAGUUCUGGGUGGUAAUCGUCGUAAAAGAGAAGAUAGUAAAUCUAAUAAAGUACAAGCAGAAUACAUUGUCCACAUUCGGAAAAACGAAACGGAGACAUCCGAUACUAAAAAGCUAACAACAGCUUUGCAAAACGCCUUUUCAUCAUAUAUGGAAUCCAACAAAUCUUCAACAAUUGAAAUUGGCAAUUUAAAGGUACAAGCAUCAGCAGAUCUUCACGUAUAUGAUGUUGAAAAAAACGGAUUGUGCAUGAUACCAAAUCGAACAGACUGUGAUACAAAGAGUACAAUUUGCAAAAACACGUUUGGUGGUUUUGAAUGUGUGUGUAAUCCUGGUUACAAACCCUUCCUACGAUACAAGAAGUCUUGUGAAGAUAAAGAUGAAUGUGCUAUUAUGUCUUCAAAUGAGAAAGAAGUACGUUGCGUGCAUGGUACCUGUCUAAACACAGUAGGAGCAUGGAACUGCACGUGUCCUUCUAGCAGGCAAUGGCAGUAUGUGGGCAAUGAGACAUACAGUGCAUUUAGAUGCCAAGGUAAUUAUAGUUAUGUUGGAGAGGCAAAUAUAAAGUGGACAGAAAACUACACUAAUACUGAUGCGGCCCUCACGAAAGCGAUACCGAUGAAUGCACCGAUUUUAGGAGAAGUAACAGCACAGACGAACGUUGUGUGCAUGGUUCAUGUGACAAUACCAUCGGAUCUUGGAAUUGUAAAUGUCCUACAGGUAGAACGUCACAGAGGCUCGGUAAUAACACGUACGAAAAGUACAGAUGUCAAGAUUUCAACGUUGUUUUUAAGUCGAAGACGCAGCAUUGAGAGUUUCCAAAAGGAAAAUCCGCCAAUGCAUGAUAUAUUUCAAAGUGUAGAAAUCUUAAAUACUACUAUAGUAGAAAACAGUGACUAUGCAACAGUGAACAUCACGUAUGUCUUGCAUAUUGGAGAGUCAGUUCUAAUAGAAUGGGUACAAAAAUUCCAACAAAAUGUCUUCAACAAAUCCGCACCAACAAAAUCAGAUGGAAACGUAACAGUAACAUUCUUAAGAUCUUCUAUACACAACGAUUUGGAGUUAAAUCUUUGCACUAUUCCAAACAGAACUAACUGUGAUUUGUCAUCAACAAACUGUACAGUGCACAAUGGAAGCUACAGCUGUCCGUGUAAAUCUGGAUAUCAUACACGACUGGAUGAUUAUCAUUGCAAAGAUAUAGAUGAGUGUACCGAAAAAAAUGUUACGUGCAAUUCAGGAAAAUGCACCAAUACAGUUGGAAGCUGGAAAUGCGAUUGUGAUGAAGGGUCGGAGUUUAGACGGAUUAACGACAGUUUUGGUGAAUGUGGAGAUAUUGACGAAUGUAAGUACAAUGACAGUUACGUAUGCAACUUUGGAACAUGUCAUAAUCAUAAAGAAGGAUGGAAUUGCAUUUGCGAAAAUGGUUAUCACCCUCAAGAAAUAGUACCAAAUAAAAUUUACACAUGUGUCGAUAAAGACGAGUGUAUAGAGAAAAGCGUUACGUGCAGAUUAGGAGAUUGCAUCAAUACGGUUGGCAGCUGGGAAUGUGAUUGUGAUGAAUGGUCAGAAUUUAAGCGAAUUAACGACACUUUUGGUGAAUAUAAAGAUAUAAAUGAAUGUGAUAACAAUAGCAGUUACGUAUGCAAAUUAGGCACAUGUCAUGACAAAGCAGGAGGAUGGAACUGCAGUUGCAUAGCUGGCUUUUACCCUCAGGAAAUAGUGAAAAAUAAAAUUUACACGUGUACCGAUAAAGACGAGUGUAUAGAGAAAAGUGUUACGUGCAAAUUCGGAGACUGCAUCAAUACGGUUGGCAGCUGGGAAUGUGAUUGUGAUGAAUGGUCAGAAUUUAAGCGAAUUAACGACACUUUUGGUGAAUGUAAAGAUAUCGACGAAUGUAAAUCCGACCAUAUUUAUAUUUGUUCUAACGGCGGUUCCUGUGUUAAUACUCCUGGUAAAUGGAACUGUGAAUGCCCUGCUGGAUUUAAAGUGAAUAGCUUAAAUGAAUCCUUUAUUGAAUGCAAAGACAUAGACGAGUGUGACGAAAAGAAUGUUAAGUGCCAAUUUGGAAACUGCAAUAACACGGUUGGAAGUUGGGAAUGUUUAUGCGAUGAGUGGUCGAUGUAUCAAAGGAUUAACAACACUUUCGGUGUAUGCGAAGAUAUAGACGAAUGUGACAUUGCCAUGUCAUGUUUAGACGCUUCUGGCUGUGUAAACACACAUGGAAGCUGGAAAUGUGUAUGCAGCGAAGGUCUUAAGGAAACAGCUGUAAACAAGACUAGCAAAGUGUGUGCAGGAGAUUACCAGUACGUUGCCUCCGUUAAUUUUACAAUAACUGGGAAAGUCACAGACGUUGGUGAGCUACAAAAGGCCAUUAAGAAAAAGAUUCUCGAUAUGUACAUGAGCACUUUCACAGACGAUGAUAGCAUUUGGAUAGAAAUCAUAAAAAUUAACGGACUUCCUGGUUCUUCAAGAAAGAAAAGGUCGAUUAUACACAGAGUCACUACCGAUUAUAUUAUUCAUACCUUUGAACCAAAAUCUCAAAAGGAAUUGAAUAACGUUGAAAAAGUGUAUAGAGCUGAAAAUUGUAAUAACCGGACAGCAGUUUGUGAAGACCAUAUAGACGGAUUACUGGUAGAGUUGUCUGGUGUGCAAACAAAGAAUGCAAGUGCAAUAUGUGGCACAAUAAAGAAUUUGUGUGACAAGUCGAUAACUACUUGUUCAAGUACAAACGGACAGCUACAGUGUAAAUGUAAGCAAGGAUACAAAAAAACACCUGGUGAUGAAAAUUCGUUACUUUGUACAGAUAUAGAUGAAUGUGAGAACAAAAUUCAGCCGCCGUGUCCAAAUGGAACGACAUGUCACAAUACCAAAGGCUCAUGGGAUUGCUCGUGCCAAGAAGGACUAAAAGCGAUAGAAACUACACUUAGUAAAAAAGAAUGCCUAGAUUGGGAUACAGAAUCUCAAACAGAAUGA